AUGGGGUUCCACAAGAGAGUUCUUAUCAGCUGUGAUGGCCCAAGGACAGAGGGUCUAAGGACAGAGGGUCCAAAGACAGAGAGUCUGAGGACAGAGAGUCUAAGGACAGAGGGUCCAAGGACCAAAGGUCCAGGGACAAAGAAUCUGAGGACAGAGGGUCCAAAGACCGUGACCGAUCACAGUAUGAAGGUGGCAAGUCACUAUAACAGUCUACAGGAAGUGGGUCUGGCGGUGCGAAGUCGAAGCAGAAUCUUUUUCAUGAGGAACUUCAACAAUUGGCUGAAGAGCGUCCUGAUAGGUGAGAUCCUGGAGCAGGUGCGGGCGGCAAGUUCUCAACAGGUGUCUGUGUUGGACCUCGGCUGUGGUAAAGGAGGAGAUCUCCUGAAGUGGAGGAGAGGAGGAAUCGAUCACCUGGUCUGUGCAGAUAUCGCCGGAGUGUCGGUGGAGCAGUGUCGUAGCCGGUACGAAGACAUGAAGAAGAAGAGUCACGUGAAUGAGAAGAUCUUCAGCGCUCAGUUCAUCAACGCCGACUGUUCCAAGGAGGUGCUGUCGGAGAAGCUGGACGACCCUGAGCUGAUGUUUGACAUCUGCAGCUGUCAGUUUGUGUAUCACUACUCGUUUGAGAGUGAACAGAAGGCUGACAUGAUGCUGAGAAAUGCAUGCGAGCGUCUGAAACCAGGAGGUUACUUUAUCGGAACGACGCCAGAUGCCUUCGAACUUGUGAAACGCCUGGAGGCGUCGGACUCUCUGUCGUUUGGUAAUGAGGUUUUUAAAGUGUCCUUCCAGUCCAAAGGUUCCUACCCUCUGUUUGGCUGUCAGUAUCACUUCAGCCUCCACGACGUUGUCGAUGUUCCAGAGUCACUUGUCUAUUUUCCCCUGUUCCAACAGAUGGCGAGACGUUACAACAUGCGUCUGGUGAUGAAGAGGAGGUUCUCUGAGUACUUUGAGGAGAAGGUGAAGAAGGAGCAUCAUCGCAGCCUGAUGAUGAAGAUGAUGGCUCUGGAGCCCUUCCCGUGUGAGGAUGGAGGUCGACUGGCGACAGACAGCAGAGGAGAGUACGAACAUGCCAAAGAGUUGUGCAGCAGAGCUGAUGUCAGACUACCACUGGGCACUCUGAGCAGAUCUGAGUGGGAAGCAGCCAGUAUCUACCUGGUGUUUGUCUUCCAGAAGAUGUCCUGAAGAUGAAGACAGCAUGCUUGUCCUCACUUCCUGCUGAUUUUAUCUUUGUGUGUUUGUACAGUUUUUUUUUUUUGAUAAAUAUGAAUUUUGUUUGAUGUUCAAAUGAAUUAAAAGUCAAUUUAAACUGUU
Molecule: messenger RNA, 1308 nt
Organism: Epinephelus lanceolatus (giant grouper)
Lineage: Eukaryota; Metazoa; Chordata; Actinopteri; Perciformes; Serranidae
Source: RefSeq, a predicted model, not a curated record